Ostrinia nubilalis (European corn borer) is the source of this 2316-nucleotide messenger RNA. RefSeq names its product sodium-dependent neutral amino acid transporter B(0)AT3. Lineage: Eukaryota; Metazoa; Arthropoda; Insecta; Lepidoptera; Crambidae. Gene Ontology annotation, cellular component: plasma membrane. Gene Ontology annotation, biological process: sodium ion transmembrane transport. The transcript has 5 exons. The record is from RefSeq and is a predicted model, not a curated record. The coding region runs from base 142 to 2316 and encodes 724 amino acids.
AUGGUUCUCAUCGCGUGUCACGAUUCUGAUAACGAGUCCUUUUAGAGAUAAGUAUUUAGAAAUAAAAUGACAAUAAAGCUUACGACAAUAAUUAAAGUAAGGUUUAAUUAGAGGUUUAAUAGGUUAAUUGGAAGAGAUAAAAUGGCGAAUACGGCACAUUUGAUGAGGCGACAGAGUUCGCGGGACCUGUAUGCCCAGCGUUCGAUAGAUCGGAUGGAGAUGAAGGAGUUGCGUGGGAGACUGGUGACCAUGGAGAAUGGGCAUCCGUCGCACCGCGCCCAUGUCAUGUAUGGAGCCACCAACGAGGCUUUUGAGGACACCAGCCCGAAUAGACGGUCCCCCGACACGCCUACAAGCAAAGCCAGCUCGGUGGAAGAGAGAGGCAACUUGAAGCCUGAAGGAGGAGGGGUUGAGAGAGAAUCUUGGGACAGCAAGCUGACGUUCUUACUGGCGACUGUUGGAUAUGCCGUCGGCUUGGGCAACGUGUGGAGAUUCCCGUAUUUGGCUCAGAAGAACGGAGGCGGAGCGUUUUUGAUUCCGUAUUUCGUGAUGUUGGCUAUCGAGGGGAUUCCGAUAUUUUAUUUGGAGCUGGCGAUUGGGCAGAGGUUGAGGAAGGGGGCUAUCGGCGUGUGGCACCAGGUGUCUCCCUACCUGGGGGGCAUUGGGAUCAGUUCUGCGGUGGUGUCGUUCAACGUGGCGCUGUACUACAACUCGAUCAUAGCCUGGUGCCUGUUCUACUUCGCGCAGAGCUUCCAGGCGGAGCUGCCCUGGUCUGAGUGCCCGAAGAAGUACUUCAGCAAUGGAUCUUACAUCUUGGAGCCGGAGUGCGCGGUGAGCAGUCCCACACAAUACUUCUGGUACCGAACCACGCUUCAGAUCUCAGAAGACAUCAACCACCCGCAAAGCUUCAACUACAAAAUUGCCUUGGCCCUCGUCAUCGCCUGGAUCCUCGUCUACAUGUGCAUGAUCAAGGGCAUCGCGUCCUCAGGGAAGGUCGUCUACGUAACCGCCACUUUCCCCUACAUAGUCCUCGUUAUUUUCUUCUUCAGAGGCAUAACUUUGAAGGGCAUGAGCGACGGCCUGAUACAUUUGUUCACGCCGAAAUGGCACACGAUUCUGGACCCUGUUGUCUGGCUCGAAGCAGGCACGCAGAUAUUCUUUUCGCUUGGCCUCGCGUUUGGGGGCUUAAUUGCAUUUUCCUCGUACAAUCCCGUCGACAACAACUGCUAUAGAGACGCGAUAAUGGUCUCUAUGACGAAUUGCUUAACGUCGAUGUUUGCUGGGAUAGUAGUUUUCUCGAUAAUUGGUUUCAAAGCCACUAUGGUCUACGAGAAGUGCUUGGACGUGAGGAAUGAGACUUUGUUGGAAGUUUUCGGGCCGGCGUACGCGUCAAUGACGUUUCCCGAGGCAGGGCAACUGGUGGAAUUGGAUUUGAACGGGAACUUGACGAAGUUGGUCAUGCCCCACUUGCCGGAGUGCGAUUUACAGAAGGAAUUGGAUAAUACGGCGUCCGGCACAGGCCUGGCCUUCAUAAUCUUCACAGAAGCCAUCAACCAGUUCCCCGGCGCGCAGUUCUGGUCGGUUCUGUUCUUCCUGAUGCUGUUCACCCUGGGCAUAGACUCCCAAUUCGGGACUCUAGAAGGAGUCGUCACCUCCAUAGUGGAUAUGAAGCUAUUCCCGAACCUGAGAAAGGAGUAUUUGACGGGUGGUCUAUGCCUGAUCUGCUGCCUUUUGUCUAUGGGCUUCGCACAUGGAGCAGGCAGCUACAUAUUCCUGCUCUUUGACAUGUACAGUGGAAACUUCCCGCUGCUGAUCAUAGCGUUCUUCGAAUGUGUGGGGAUCGCGUAUGUGUAUGGUGUGAAAAGGUUCGCCGACGACAUAGAGCUCAUGACGGGUCAGCGUCCAGGGAUAUACUGGCUCAUUUGCUGGAAGUACCUGUCUCCCCUGGCGAUGCUCUCCAUCCUGAUAUCCUCCUUCGCGGAGCUAGCCAUGGAGGGGUCAGGGUACGAGGCCUGGAUGAAGAAUGAAGGGGACACCGUGAAGAAACCCUGGCCUGUGUGGGCGGUGAUGCUUGUGUUGGUGCUGGUGCUGUCUUCUGUGCUGUGGAUACCUGGACUUGCUAUCUGCAGGUACUUCGGCUUCCCGAUCAUCGACGACGAGGAGCGCGCCUGGUUCCCGGCUGAAGAGUUGCGUGACUUCCACGGCAUCGAACCCAGGCCCGUGUCUGCGACUGAGACAUUACUGUUCUGCACCAAGCCAGACGGCAGCGAGAGCUGCUGCUGGCCGGGGUGCUGCGAAACUGAUGAUGAUGAGUAG